AUGCUUCAUAUGGCCGGUUUAGAUGAUGUUUUUUCAGCCAAAUUUAUCAUAAAAAAUUGUUACAACGACUUAAGUGGAAUACUGAGUCAGUCACUUUUUGGCCCUGCGACUGGAGGACAAGUAAAAAUCGUGAAAACACUCAUCGAACACGGUGCCAACGUUAACGCUACGAAUAAUGUCGGAGAUAUGCCACUUCAUGUAGCUGCUUGGAAUGGUCAUGUGGAAGUUGCAAAAAUCCUCGUUCAAUACAGUGCCGACGUUACUGCUAAGGAUAAUAAAGGAAGUACAGCACUUCAUUUUGCUGCUGAUAGUGGACACUUGAAUUUCAUUGAAUUCCUCAUCGAACACGGGGCCAACGUCAAUGCAAAAGAUAAUGUUGGAUGGACACCGUUGAAUAUUUCUGCAUGGAAGGGUCGUCUAAAUAUCACUAAAUAUCUCAUCGAACACGGGGCUAAAAUAAAUACCAAAGGCAAUAAUGGAUACACGGCCAUUGCAGUGGCUGCCAUAUAUGGUAAUGUAGAUGUCACUAAAUACCUAAUCGAACAUGGUGCUGACAUCAAUGUUAAAGGCGAUAAUGGAUUCACACCAUAUGAUAUUGCUAGGACAAAUGAUCAUGCGGAAGUCGCGAAAAUCCUCAUGGAACAUGGAGCUAAAGACAGUAGUACUAAGAGUAGUACAAAAGAUAAUAAUGGAUUGGUUUAUAUAAUCGUUGGUGUUGUGGCAUUGAUUUUUGUUUCGGCGAUUUCGAUUACGUGUUUAUACGUGCGAACGAGACGGAGAAACGAAGUAAUACGUAAACAAAAUGCAAUAGAACUAAAAUGUUUCGAGCACGGCAAUGUAGAAGGGAUAAGCUCAAAACUCACGUUAGAAGAACAGGCUGAUCUUUUGCCCUACGAUAAAAAAUAUGAAUUUCCCCGUGAUAAGCUGAAGCUUGGAGCACAGCUUAGUGGUGGUGCUUUUGGUAUCGUUUAUGAGGGAAUUGCACAUGGCAUUCUACCUAAUGAGAAGGAGACCAAAGUGGCCGUCAAAAUGGUCAAAAGAAUGUCAAAUGAUGAGAUAUUGCGUGCUCUGAUUUUGGAAUUGAAGAUUAUGGUACAUUUGGGCCAACAUUUGAAUUUGGUCAAUUUACUUGGAGCAGUCACGACGAAUAUUACACGAUACGAUAUGAUGAUCAUUGUUGAAUACUGUCGAUAUGGUUGUCUGCAGAAUAUCCUAAUCAAAAGCCGAUCGUCAUUCGUCGAUCAGAUUGAUCGUGAGACGGGCACAAUUAUUUUGAACACAAAUGCAGGAGAACAACAGAACGUAGCAAAUGAGAGUCAUCAAGCGGGUCAAUAUUCGGUUACCAAUUCAUUGUAUAUUCGAAAUUUCAAUGAUAAGUAUCACUGCUCAGUCAUUAAUUCAUUAUACAUUCCAUAUUCGAAUGACAGGGAUCGACCAGCAGAUGGACCUUCAUGCAAACCCAGCGGGGUAACUGAUUCUGAAUCAAUACCCCAAAUUGCAACGAUCGAUUUAUUUUGUUGGUCAUUCCAAAUUUCGCGUGGAAUGUAUUAUUUGGCAUCACGCAAAGUGUUGCAUGGUGACUUAGCAGCGAGGAACGUUCUUUUGAGCGAUUAUAACGUGAUUAAAAUUUGUGACUUCGGUUUGGCUCGAUCGUUGUACAAAACUGAUGUUUACCGUAAGAAAAAAGAGGCACUGCUCCCAUUCAAAUGGUUGGCUCUCGAGUCUAUCGAGGAUCUCGUAUUUAGUAUUCACACUGACGUUUGGGCUUUCGGAAUUGUGCUUUGGGAGUUGUUUUCACUAGGAAUGACGCCAUAUCCUGGUUUGAGUUCAGGUCAAGAUUUGUAUCAAAAAUUACUGGACGGUUACAGAAUGGAAAAGCCCAAAUAUGCUACCCAAGACAUAUAUGACAUUAUGUUGGCAUGUUGGCGGAAAGUGCCUGAGUCGCGUCCAUCAUUCGAUGAGCUUGAAAUAAAGCUCUCUAAGUUUUUGGACACCAACGUUGCCAAUCAAUAUAUCAAAUUAAACGAACCAUAUUUGAAAGCAAACGUGGAGAAAUACGAAGGUGGAAAAACCGAUUUUAUAUCCUUGAUGGGAACACCCGAUUUUAAAGCACCAUCUGCACCAUCAGGAAUAGCGCUCGAAUGCAAUGCGAUUGUUGAAAUUCAUCAACAAUCAGAUGAAUCAUCAUUAUAA
Molecule: messenger RNA, 2193 nt
Organism: Sitodiplosis mosellana (orange wheat blossom midge)
Lineage: Eukaryota; Metazoa; Arthropoda; Insecta; Diptera; Cecidomyiidae
Product: platelet-derived growth factor receptor alpha-like
Exons: 13
Coding region: 1-2193 (730 amino acids)
Biological process (GO): multicellular organism development; positive regulation of kinase activity; protein phosphorylation
Cellular component (GO): signaling receptor complex
Molecular function (GO): ATP binding; protein binding; transmembrane receptor protein tyrosine kinase activity
Source: RefSeq, a predicted model, not a curated record